AUGGACGACCAGCAACAAGAUAACCAAAUGUCGGAUGCGGAACGUGCGUCCAGUGGGACGGAAGACCAAUCGGUAAGUCUGUCGGGUGAAGAAGCGCAACCCGCUGACACCGCCCCCAGCGUAAGAAAUUACCAGAAGGAAGAAACCAAGAGGAAGAGGAAACAUGCGGUGGAAGGCAAAGCCGCGAAAAAAACCCUAGGCGAAGGGAACCAACUAAGUUUAUACGCACAGAUAAAGAAAGCCAAAACGGAAGUGGCUAGCAACGGGGGGAAGAAAGGGCCAAGUGCUGACGCGGAGCUUUCCCCGAGCAGUGAAGAAGAUGACGUAAUUGAAGAAGACGACGACCUGAUGGGGCAACCACCCAGGGAAGAAAAAAGAAAGAAAAAAAAAAAAGAAAAAAAGCAGAAGCAGGACAAGCACCCAAAAACUCUGUCAGAGGGGCACUCUACUGCGCCCGCUGGAGCUGACGAGGUGAGUCCGUCCGAUUACGAAAGACUCCUGGCGUCGGAAAAGAACAACAGCGCCAUCUGGGUAAGCUACAUAGCCUACCACCUGGAAAAGGGCAGCCUGGAAGAAGCCAGAAAAACAGCAGAAAGAGCCCUAAAAACGAUAGAUAUACACAAAGUGGAGGAAAAGAAAAACAUCUUCUUCUGUUACAUAAAUAUGGAAUGCACAUAUGGAGACAAGUUAAGAGAAGUAUUCAAAAGAGCUCUCCUUUGUUGUAAUGAAAAGAAAGUUUACAUGCACACAAUGAAUGUGCUAAAGGUAAAUAAAAAAUAUAAUCAGUUAAAACAAUUAAGUGAAGAAGCGAUAAAGAAAUUCCACUACUCCAAAAAGAUAUGGUCACAUUAUUUAGAAAUUAUACACAGCACGUUUAAAGAUGAAGCGUAUGCACACGAAAUUCUGUUAAAGUCCCUACACUGUCUCGCGAAAAGAAAACAUCUACGUAUGGUAAUAAACGCUGCGAGGUUUGAAUAUAAAUAUGCCAAUAAAGAAAGAGGGAAAAGUUACUUUGAAAAAUUAAUCCAAGAAUAUCCUAAAAGGUCGGAUGUUUGGUUUACUUACCUUGACAUUCACAUUAAUUCUUUAACCAAAGGUGAAACAAAAGGAGAAAAAAAAAAAUUAAAUUUAAACCAACUUCAGUUUGUUAGGAAUAUAUUUGAAAGAUUUUCUUCGUGUAAGUUUAAGACAAGGGUGAUGAAAAUGAUCUUCACCAAGUGGCUCUUAUUCGAGAAGAACCAUGGCAACGUUACCAGCCAGAAGAUGGUUCAGAAGAAGGCCUAUGAUUACGUCGAAAGUUUGAAUGCGCUUGCUUGA
This is a messenger RNA of Plasmodium coatneyi, 1317 nucleotides long. RefSeq lists its product as uncharacterized. NCBI's taxonomy places the organism in Eukaryota, Apicomplexa, Aconoidasida, Haemosporida, Plasmodiidae. Gene Ontology annotation, molecular function: RNA binding; protein binding. The transcript has a single exon. The record is from RefSeq and is a predicted model, not a curated record. Gene Ontology annotation, cellular component: nucleolus; small-subunit processome. Gene Ontology annotation, biological process: rRNA processing. The coding region runs from base 1 to 1317 and encodes 438 amino acids.